AUGGACGUUGACUUUUUCAGCGGCGUGGCGCUCACAAAGGCGCUGCUGCCCGCCUGGGUCGCCGCGGGCCGCGGCCACGUGGUGCAGGUGUCCUCCGUGCAGGCCUUCCCGCGGCGGCCAGUGCUCAAGCUGGCGGAGCUCGAGGAGCUCUCUGCGCCGCCCGCCGCCCCGGCAGGAGGGCGGAGCGCCGCGGGGGGCGGCGGCCGCGGCGCCGGCGCCCGCGGCCGCACCCCGGGCCUGCCGGCGCCAUGCCCGCUGGGCGCAGCUACGAUGCAGGCCCCCGCGGCCAGCGCAGCCGGCGGCUUCACCACGGUCAUGCUGCGGCACGUGCCAGAGGCCGUCACCCAGGAGAGUCUCAUGCUCGAGCUUGACAAGGCGGGCUUCGCCUUCAUGUACGACUUCGUGCACCUCCGCUCGGACCUGCGGAGCCGGUUCAGCUCUGACCGCGGCAUGGCCUUCGUCAACUUCUUGACCCCACAGAUCGCUGGCGCAUUCUCCGAGGCGUUCCACGGCGCUUGCGAGGUGGGCGGACAUGCGCUGGAGGCUGGCUGCCUCGAGGUGCUCCCGGCGAAGAUCCAGGGCUUCGCGCUCAACGCGGCUCAACACCACUCGUCCGCCAGCGUCGCUCACCGGGGCUGCCGGAGGGCCCGCCCGGUCUUCCUGCCCAAGACUGCCGACGCGCACGCGCAACUCGAGAGACUCAGGUGGUCGCGCCCGCUGCAGCCCAGAGCUCUCGCAGACUGA
Messenger RNA from Prorocentrum cordatum, 744 nucleotides. The record is from the annotation of a GenBank genome assembly. NCBI's taxonomy places the organism in Eukaryota, Dinophyceae, Prorocentrales, Prorocentraceae.